This is a messenger RNA of Danio rerio (zebrafish), 2515 nucleotides long. Lineage: Eukaryota; Metazoa; Chordata; Actinopteri; Cypriniformes; Danionidae. The record is from RefSeq and is a predicted model, not a curated record.
CAACACCACCGAUCAGCCUGACAAGAACAGCCAUUGUGUUCUGUUACAAUCUCACUUCCUCUCUUUACAUGGUGGUUUACUUCUCACCAAAAUAGCCAGCGAUUGCAUUCUGGGGUGGGGGGCAAAGAGGGAGCAGGAGGGAGGGAAGAAGGAAGAGAGGGGGAGGAGGAAAAGGAAGAGUGGAGGGGCGAUUGACUGAGAUGCCCAGUAUUUCUCAGAGUGUCCCACUGUUGUGUUUUAUUCCACCAGUGGGACAGGCACGAAGGGGCCUAUGCUGUGUAUGACCUUCAGUCUUUCUGGAGGGGUUUAUUUUUUUGUAGAGACACACUGUCAUUUUUCUCUAUUGCUCAGUUUAUACUUGCUGUCAUACAGAUAUCAGAGCUGGGCCACGUUUACUGGACCCCCGAGCCACAGAGUAACAGCCCACUCAUUCAUCUGAAGAGGACAAGACCACAGAAGACUCAACUGAAGACAGUCUCACAAGUCAGCAGUCACACAGUGUAGGUGAGGAGUAAUGGGGGACUGGAGUCUCUUGGGUAAUUUCCUCGAAGAAGUGCAGGAGCACUCUACGUCGGUUGGGAAGGUGUGGUUAACCGUGCUGUUCAUCUUCCGUAUCCUGGUGUUAGGCACAGCGGCAGAGUCAUCAUGGGGCGACGAGCAGUCCGACUUUAUGUGUGAUACUCUACAACCUGGUUGCACCAAUGUCUGUUAUGACCGAGCUUUCCCCAUUGCUCAUAUCCGCUACUGGGUGCUGCAGAUCGUCUUCGUAUCGACACCCUCCCUCAUCUACAUGGGCCAUGCCAUGCACACCGUCCGCAUGGAGGAGAAGAGAAAACAAAAGGAGCAGGAGGAGAAGGCAGAGGCGGGAAAAGGAGAGAAGGAGUAUCUGGAACAUAAAGAGAAAUUCGAAAAUACAAAGACAAAAAUCCACCUGAAGGGGGCACUGCUGCAGACAUAUGUUCUGAGCAUUGUGAUCCGCCUGGUCAUGGAAGUGACCUUCAUUGUGAUUCAGUACAUGAUGUACGGGAUCUUCCUGGAUGCUCUGUAUCCAUGUUCAAUGCUUCCCUGCCCCAACCCUGUGAACUGUUACAUGUCCCGUCCAACUGAGAAAAAUGUCUUUAUUGUGUUCAUGCUGGUGGUUGCAGCUGUUUCGCUCCUCCUCAGCGUCAUAGAGUUAUAUCACCUUGGAUGGAAACAGUGCAAAAAAUGCCUUAGGAAACAUGCUGACAAGCAUGCCAAUGACAAAAUUCAAAACGUCAAAGCUGUUUCUGCAAUUGAACCGAUCAGGACAAGCAUUCCAAUGGAUCUGGCUGAGAACAUCCAGCCUCGUCUUUCUCAAACCUGCACUCCACCUCCAGAUUUCAACCAGUGCUUAAGAUCAAACCAAGGUCCAACAUCUCCUCCACAUCUUCAUUCUCACCAUCUUCAUCACAUCCACCAAACCUGCCAGCCCUUCACCAACCAUCUGGCACACCAGCAGAACUCCGUCAACAUGGCCGCCGAGCGGCAUCACCACAGCCAUGAUGGCCUGGAGCCAGCCGUGGACUUCCUGCAGAUGCAUUAUGGGAGUCCUGAGGCUCGGGUUCGAAGUGAAAUGACACCCAGUACCCCUUCCACACCAUCCUCCCAUCCAGGGUUCUUCAGAGACAAGCGCCGGCUUAGCAAGACCAGUGGUACUAGUAGUAACCGACUCAGACCAAGUGAUCUGGCCGUGUAGAUCGUGAAAGUGGCAGUUUCUGAGGAAAAGAAGCUGGAAGCCUUAAGAUGAGAGAUGUGAGUUUGUGUAUGUGUGUGUUUGAAUAUGCUUGUUUGUUGGUACUAUGAAAUGGGAUUUGGAAUGAGAAAGGACUAAAUACCACCAUAAAACCAAGGCUAAUUAGAAUAAGAUGGGAAGAAUCUGUAUCAGAGCAUUUAAUCUGGUUUCAUUGAAACUGUUGUAAUUGCUGAAGUGUGUAGAUUUUUAUAGGGUGGGAUCAAGUGAUCCUGAAUAAAAUCAGAUGAAUGAAUGAAUGGAUGAAUGGGAGUGUACUACUGUCAUAACUUGGUGACAUUUAGAAGGUAGUACUGGAUAGUACUGUGCACUGAGCCACUGACAUAGUUUAUAUUUACAGAAAAAAACUUCCAUGGUAUGCAUUUCAAAACUCUCAAAUCACACACUGUAUUUGAGCCAAAAGCAAUAAAGCACUUAUGUAAAACAUCUUAUAAUAAAGUUCAUUGCAAACAUGGUAAAUACCCAAUGGUUUAUGAAUUUUUUGUUAGCAAUAAAAUGAGAACAGAUUAGCUUUAAUGAGAAAAUGCUGCAUUUUACUAUAAUGUAUGUGAAGUGAAUUUUGUGAGAGUGUAUGAUAUGGACACAGUGGAUUCAUAAUCACAAUCCAAUUUCACAGAUAUGUUAUUGGGUACAGCUGUGCUGUCACUACCUGACAAAAGUCUUGUCGCCUAUCCAAGAUUUAGGAACAACAAAUAAUAACUUGACUUCUAGUUGAUCAUUUGGUAUCAGAAGUGACUUAUAUGA